Cuscuta epithymum is the source of this 1846-nucleotide messenger RNA. NCBI's taxonomy places the organism in Eukaryota, Viridiplantae, Streptophyta, Magnoliopsida, Solanales, Convolvulaceae. The record is from the annotation of a GenBank genome assembly.
CAACCAAAUUCGCAAAAGCGAAACAUCCAUUGUGAACCAUAAUCAAACAAUCAAAUGAAAGCUCCAAAUACAUUUUUCCGUGUCAUUAUUUCUCUGCUAUUAAUUCUAUGGUUAAGUUCGCACAAAACAUCUGCAUCAAAUCCUCUUGAGGAGUUCCAGCAUUGCCUUCUCUGUGCUUCAUCAGAAAGCCAAUCCCCUGUCACAAACCAUGACAUUAUUUACACUGCGGCGAACUCUUCCUUCCUAUCAAUCCUACAGUCCUCCAUCAAGAACACCAGGUUCAACACAUCCAACACCCCCAAACCACUGAUUAUAGCAACGCCUAGGGAAGAGUUUGAGGUGCAGUAUAUCAUAAACUGCGCCAAAGAACUUGGCUUGCGCGUUCGGGUUCGGAGCGGAGGCCACGACUACGAAGGCCUUUCUUACACCACCAGGAGUAACAAUGAUCCAUUUUUGGUCAUUGAUCUAAUCAACUUCAAGAACAUCACCAUUGAUGUUUUUCGAAAAACCGCAUGGGUGGGGUCCGGAUCAACCGUAGGCGAACUUUACUAUUCGAUUUCCCAAAAGAGUCGCACUCUUGGCUUUCCUGCUGGAGUUUGCCACUCCAUUGGGAUUGGUGGACACAUUAGUGGAGGAGGCUAUGGCACAUUGUUACGAAAGUACGGCCUCGCUGCGGAUAACGUGAUCGAUGCACGUUUGGUCGAUGCAAAUGGGACGAUUCUCGAUAGGAAAUCCAUGGGAGAAGAUCUCUUUUGGGCUAUCCGAGGAGGCGGGGGGAAUACUUUUGGUAUAGUCCUUUCAUGGAAAGUACAACUGGUUGACGUUACCGAAAACGUGACCGUUUUCAAUGUUGGAAGGACUUUGGAGCAAAACGCGACGAACCUCGUACAUAAAUGGCAAUCGGUUGCACCAAAGUUGCCUAAAGAAUUGUUCAUAAGAGUGAUAGCAUUAGGAACGUCGAAAUCGACACUCGCCUUGUUCCAAUCGUUAUUUCUAGGACCCAUUGAUAAAUUGCUUCCCAUAUUGGGUGAAAGUUUCCCCGAGUUAGGGGUGACGAGACAAGACCUGACCGAGAUGAGGUGGAUCGAUUCGACCUUGUACUUCGACGGGAUCCAAAAUGUGACAGACUAUAAGGCAUUGUUCAACACUAUUCCUAACAAUGGGAAACCAUAUUUCUUCAAAGCCAAAUCAGACUAUGUGAAGGAACCAAUGAGUAUAGAAGGAUUGGAAGGAGUUUGGAGGUUCCUCGGGGAAGAUCGGGCGGGCUUGAUUAUCUUGAGCCCGUAUGGCGGGAGAAUGGAUGAGAUUUCGGAGUCGGCAAUUCCAUUCCCUCAUAGAGCUGGGAAUUUGUACAAAAUCCUAUAUUUGGUGAGUUGGGGUGAAGAUGGAGAUGAUGCAUCAGAAAGGCACAUAGGGUGGAUUAGAAGGCUUUAUAAUUACACCACUCCCUUUGUUUCCAAGUCUCCAAGAGAAGCAUAUAUAAAUUACAGGGAUCUUGACAUUGGAUUAGAUGAAAUGGGUAGAAAUAAUUUUGAGUGGGGAUCCAAAUAUUUCAAGAACAAUUUUAAUCAGUUGGCUAUGGUUAAAACAAGAGUUGACCCUGAAAACUUCUUCAGGAAUGAGCAGAGCGUUCCAGUCUUGGUAGAGUAAAUUGUGGAAUAAUGAGGUGUUUGUUAUUACUUAAUUUUGUCCUCAAAGUUAUUUUGCCUCUUGUGUAAUGUCACUUUCCACUUGAAUGAAAUAUGUAAUUUCACCCAUCCCUAUCCAUGAGUAAAACUAAUCCUUUUCGAGUAUCCAAUUUCCUUGAUCAAAUGAUAUAUACUACGCUAUCUUUUUCCAUUCCCCA